GUGAAACUCGAUGCCGCAUCCAUACAAGAUAAUCAGGAUGUUACAGUACAUACACAAUGCUGACACGUUAAAAAAGAGCCCAAAGCGGUCACCGUACGUAGAGGGAAAGUAUGUAGCGCGUUAUGUCAUUAAAUAUUCGUUAUCCUGGUAGCACACACGAAGAGCCUUUGCAAAGAGAUACAGUACACGGAUUGCAUAAUAAAAUUAAUGAAAGGAGACGAAGAGAUGCGGAAACCCGGCAACAGGGGAAUACCUAUGUGAAAAUGCGUCGGUGGGGUAUGAGAUAUGCAUCGUGGGCAAAUUAUGGCCAGCAGUCAAGGAGCCGAACGGCCAUCAUAUCUGGCAAAAUAAUAAGACAAGGGAAUUGCAGGCAUGAGUGUCGAGGUAUCGUUUCCUCAGUGAAGGAGUGUAAUGUGCAUGGAAUGCAGUCAAUUACAGCUCGGGAUGUUCUUUUCAGGUUGUAUUAUUUCGACUAGGCUUUCCAUGUCUUUGUGUGGCAUGGCUGCAGGCUUCUGCAUUUUGUUCAGUGAUUUGUCCUCUGCCACGGCAUGUGUUUUUGGUUUUGAUAAAUGUCUUCCCUCGCGAGGCAGAGCGGAACUUGAUCUCGCCUGCUUCCUCCUCUCCUCUGGUACAAGUGUGAGGCCUGGUAUGCUCGGACGAGGCUUCCCGAAACUUCCGCUGAAUGUGAAAAGCUCGGUAAGGCUGAGGUCUGUCUGAUUACGGCGCGAUGGGAACGGGGAAACCCCUGAUUGUGGCGACAGGCUAGAUGGCGUGGAGAUGGAUGGGGAGUCGGAUACUGAUUGGGCAGACGGAGAGAUUGAGCGAGCAGAUGCAGACUCGUCGAGCCACUGUUGUACGUGAGAUGUGGGUGGAGCCUGUCUUGGAGGGCGAGAAGAGAAGUAAUCCGAGGUGGGUGAAGAUGCGUUUGACUCUGCAGAUUUGUGUGGCGCGUGCGGCGACAAGGACGGGGAAAUGCUGAGUGGAACAAAACCCUUUAUGUCUGUCAGAAUUGCGCGCUUCACAUCUGUCGCACCGUUUGCGUGUAUGGACCUGAGUGUCGGGCUGAGUUUCGCUUGGUGGAUAGGGGGUUUGGCGGCAUAUCUGGAGGAUGUGAAUACGAAGGAUUCUGACGGAGAGGAUGGCACGGGCUCGGCGGUACUUUCCUGGGCGUGGUUGGGAGCGGCGUGCUCAAUAUUCAUGACAGCGAGCACAUUGUGAUGGGCGUUGGGACGAACCCUGCGACCGCCGCCGCCAACCAACUCACACCCGAGCUUGCAAUCCACGAUCCGACCGUUCUCCUUUGCCGAGGCGGCAAAGCGUUAUCUACGUAAUCUCUCUACUUAAAGUACCACACAAGCGCCUUAUCCUGCCCUUCUCCAGCCCGUCGCCAGCCCCCCUUGCUCUUUCCCAGCGCCCACCCCUGCUCACCGUCGACUAUGGCUGCCGUUGCAGAAAUCCCCGUCCCCAAGUCGAACACGACAAUCAAAGUGUCGACCGGUCUUUUCAUCAAUAACGAAUUUGUUCCAUCUGAAGACCCGAACAGCAAGAUCGAGGUUGUGAACCCCCAUACCGAGCAAGUUCUUUGUUCCAUCGCUGCGGCGACGGCCAAGGACGUCGACCGGGCCGUUGCCGCUGCCCGAAAAGCGUUUCGCACAACCUGGGGAAAGAAUGUCACGGGUUUCGAGCGUUCGAGGCUCCUUAACAAGCUGGCUGACCUCAUUGAGCGGGACCAACAAGUCCUCGCUGAGCUCGAAACUCUCAACAAUGGCAAGCCCGUCAAAAUAGCCCGGGAUUUCGAUAUCGGCGACAGUGUUGGAUGCCUCCGCUACUAUGCCGGUUGGGCCGACAAAGUCGUGGGCCAGUCCAUUGAAGUGAACCGCUCCACGAAGCUCGCCAUAACUCAUCCAGAUCCCAUCGGUGUCUGUGGCCAGAUUAUCCCAUGGAAUUACCCUAUUAUGAUGUGGGCAUGGAAGGUAGCUCCUGCACUUGCAGUGGGAUGCACCAUCGUCAUGAAACCUUCCGAACUUACUCCGCUUACUGCCCUCAAACUUUCAGAACUCGUCGUAGAAGCAGGUUUCCCCCCAGGCGUUAUUAACACCAUCCCCUCCUUCGGCUCUGUCGGUGGUCAGGCGCUUGCUGAGCAUCACGAUGUCGAUAAAGUUGCGUUCACAGGCUCAACCGUAACUGGACGCAGGAUCAUGGAAGCUGCGGCGAAGAGCAACAUAAAGAAGGUUUCUCUGGAACUGGGCGGAAAAUCUCCACAUCUGAUUUUCGAAUCGGCCGACUUGGAUCAAGCGGCGAACUGGGCUUGCCUGGGCAUCCUGUAUAAUACCGGCCAGGAUUGCACGGCCGGCUCUCGCGUGUACGUCCAGGAUACUGUCUACGACAAGUUCGUCAACAUUUUGGUCGCCAAGGCGGAGCAACUCAAAGUCGGCGAUGGUUUCGACGACGAAAAUGGCGGCGGUCCGGUUGUUUCCAAGACCCAAUACGAUCGGGUGUGGAGCUAUAUCGAGGCGGGGAAGAAGGAGGGAGCGACGGUGCUUACUGGUGGCAAGAAACGCUCGACGACGGGCUUCUACGUUGACCCAACCAUCUUCGCGGAUAUCAAGCCUAACAUGAAGAUUGUGCGAGAAGAGAUUUUCGGCCCUGUCCUCGUUGUGGGCAAGUUCAGUACGGAGGACGAGGCAAUCACCCUUGCAAAUGACACGGUGUAUGGCCUCGGAGCCGGUCUUCAUUCAACCGAUCAAGCACAGUGUUUCCGCGUGUCUAAUGCGCUGGAGGCGGGCACGGUGUGGGUCAAUCAGUACAACGUAUUGUACAACAACGUGCCGUUUGGUGGCAAGAAGCAGAGUGGAAUUGGUCGCGAGCUAGGCAUGCAUGCGCUCGAGGAGUACAUCAGUACAAAGGCUGUGCACUUCAAUUAUGGCGAAAAGCUUGAUUGGCCUCUGUAACAUCUGAGACUCCCGAUCUCACCAUGACUCGGAUCCCUCAUCCGCCUCCGAACCGACCGUACCGUGCACCGGACACGACUACCGACACAAGUUGAAGAUGAUGACGUUACCCCUAGCGUGGAGACAUGAAAGAAGUUACUACCUUAUUGUUGUAUGAACGGAAGAAACCGUAGACAGUGCGUAUGGACAGGAUCAAGUAUAGUGUAAAGGUACGAGAAAAUUUGACGAUGCCCGAGGAAGGAAGUGUUUGUUCAGCUGUAAUUCGGAAUACUUAUUCAUGAUGCAUUCG
This is a messenger RNA of Stereum hirsutum FP-91666 SS1, 3240 nucleotides long. Its product is annotated as NAD-aldehyde dehydrogenase. Bases 1437 to 2951 code for a protein of 504 amino acids. The transcript has 20 exons. NCBI's taxonomy places the organism in Eukaryota, Fungi, Basidiomycota, Agaricomycetes, Russulales, Stereaceae. The record is from RefSeq and is a predicted model, not a curated record. Gene Ontology annotation, molecular function: aldehyde dehydrogenase (NAD+) activity.